Messenger RNA from Scomber japonicus (chub mackerel), 4831 nucleotides. RefSeq names its product pleckstrin homology domain-containing family A member 5-like. Gene Ontology annotation, molecular function: protein binding; phosphatidylinositol-3-phosphate binding; phosphatidylinositol-5-phosphate binding. Lineage: Eukaryota; Metazoa; Chordata; Actinopteri; Scombriformes; Scombridae. The record is from RefSeq and is a predicted model, not a curated record. Gene Ontology annotation, cellular component: cytosol. The transcript has 32 exons. Bases 27 to 4742 code for a protein of 1571 amino acids.
CAGAGCAGUAGAGCUCUCAGCUAGACAUGGCGGCGGAUCCUAAGCCGGACUGGCUCUCCUGCCUUCCCUCUUCUUGGAGUUACGGUGUGACUCGGGAUGGACGCAUAUUCUUCAUCAACGAAGAAGCAAAGAGUACAACCUGGUUGCAUCCUGUUACUGGAGAAGCUGUUAUCACGGGGCACAGAAAAACUCCAGAUUUACCAACAGGAUGGGAGGAAGGAUACACGUUUGAGGGAGCUCGCUGCUUCAUCAAUCACAAUGAGCGAAAGGUGACCUGUAAGCACCCGGUGUCAGGCGUCCCCUCCCAAGACAACUGCAUCUUUGUCGUCAAUGAACAUGUGAAUUGUGGAAAACUUGUCCACCCUGACACGCCCCUAGAGGCUCUCCCCAGGCCCGCCCCGAAGACUUCAUCAGAGCAGGGAAGCAGCAGUGACAAGAAAGAGCGUCCCAUGAGCACCAUGAGUGAGGCAUCAAACUACACAGGUGGCUCCGACUACAGCACUUUCCCCGGAAGCCCCUGCACCACCGUCACCACAGGCACCACCACCACCUCCACUUCAUCCACACGGCCCUCGAGGUCUUCCAAAAAAGUUCACAACUUCGGUAAGAGGUCCAAUUCCAUCAAGAGGAACCCCAAUGCCCCGGUGGUCAAGAGCAACUGGCUUUAUAAACAGGACAGCACGGGUAUGAAGCUAUGGAAGAAGAGGUGGUUUGUUCUGUCGGACAUGUGCCUCUUCUACUACCGUGAUGAGAAAGAGGACAGCAUCCUGGGAAGCAUCCUGCUACCCAGCUUUCACAUCUCCAUGCUGUCAGUGGACGAUCACAUCAGCAGGAAAUACGCCUUCAAGGCCACUCACCCCAACAUGAGGACUUACUAUUUCUGCAGCGAAACAGCCAAAGAGAUGGAGUGCUGGAUGAAGGUGAUGACGGACGCUGCCCUUGUCCACAGUGAACCAGUCAGAAGAUUGGACAAGUUGAAAGUGGACCAGCGGGCGUCUCAGGAGUUGAACAACUUACUGAACCACAGAGUCCUCACCCGGCCUGAAAUCCAGAACAACGAACGCAACCGUGAGCCUCUGCGACAACAUUCGCUAUCCAGGCUGGACGACAAACGGCACAAAGAGGCAGAGAAACACAACAGCCAGAGGGAGCGGGAGUACUACACCUUACAGAGAGAUGGGGAGAGGUACUCCUUGAAGAAAGACGGGGUGAGCUACAUGCUUCAGAAGGAUGGAGAGAAGUAUCUCCUCCACAAGGAUGGAGAGAAGUACCUGCUGCGAAAGGAUGGAGACAAAUACUCCCUGCAUAAGGACGGAGAGUUGUACGCCAUUCACAGAGAUCUGGAGAAGUACGCUGUUCAGAAAGUGGACGAGAAGUACACAGUGACACAGACGGAGGAGAAAUACGCCCCUAAUAAAGACGCAGAGAAGUACUUGCUCACAAAGGAUGGAGAAAAAUAUGCACUGCAGAAAGUAGGAGACCGGCACAUGCUCCAGAAAGAAGGACAGAAAUACGUCCCCCAAAAAGAAGUGAAGAGACAGCUGUCAUUGAAGGAGACUGAGAGUAAAUACGGUACCAUACAAGUUGUGGACAAAUACGGCACUCUGAAGGAGGUGAGGAAGUACAGUACGCUCAGAGAAGGAGAUAAGUACGCCACUAUGAGAGAUGCAGAGAAGUACGCUACGCUCCGUGAUGGGGAUAAAUAUGGCUUCCAAAGAGACCCCAGCUCAGAGAGGUCUUUGACGAAAAUCAGCAGCAUCAAACUGCAGCCAGCUCAGGCCGCCGCCAUCGCAGCUGCCGUGUCCGCGUCUCGACAGGGACAGGUCAACCUCACCCUGCCGAAACCCGCACAGGUCAACGGCUCGGGGUCGGCGGCGGGGGAGCAGACGGGAGAAAGCAGCCCAGCAGAGGUAGACGGCAGCCUGGCCAGAGGUCCUGCAAAGACCCCGACUCCAGUCCAAGAACCAGAGAAGGGGCUGUCCAGGACCAACUCCAUGCAGCAGCUGGAGCACUGGGUCCGCACACAGAGGACAAGAGGACUGGACGAUGACACAAGGAGUGUCACGUCCUACCAGACCUUACCCAGGAACAUGCCGAGCCACCGUGCCCAGAUUGUUCCUCGCUACCCAGAGGGCUACCGCACGCUACCGCGCAAUAGCAUGGUGAGACCCGACAGCAUCUGUAGUGUGGCGGGCUCUGUGUACGACCGGGCCCUCCGUCCCGCCUCCACCACCACUGUCACCACAGCGGAGAAGAGGAGGUCGAUGAGGGACGACACCAUGUGGCAGCUGUAUGAGUGGCAGCAGAGGCAGGCCUUCUCCAGGCAAAGUCUGGCUCCACCAACAGCUGCGGGUCAUUAUGGCACUCUACCCAGCACAAAGACCAUGGGCAACAUCUCAGAACACGCUGUGGCGCACUCCAUCCCCACCUCACCGUCUCAUGGCUCUCUGGCUCUCUACAGCACCUUCUCCCCUCCCCGCCAGCAGCCUGCUCAGAACCCCAGCACCCCCCACUCCGAGGUGUCAUCACCCGUCUUCAGGGGGGACGUGACGCUGGACCGUCGGCACAGGACACACCUUGCCAAGUACGGCUACCCGCCUGACCGCCGAUCCAUCGCAGCCGGCGUCCCCCCUCAGACCAUCACCCCACAGUCGCUGCAAGGCAAGACGCCCGAGGAGCUGACACUGCUGCUGAUCAAGCUCCGCCGGCAGCAGGCGGAGCUCAACAGCCUGCGGGAGCACACAGUAGCUCAGCUAAUGGCCCUGGGCAUGGAGGGGCCCAACCCUAAGACUGAUGUUCUGUCCCAUCACCUGCAGAGGAACCUUAUUUACCUAGACAGCCAGAUGAAGGAGAAUGAGCCUCUAAUCUUCAUGAUUCACACUAUGAUCGAGAACUCGGCACCAAGGCCGCAACUCUACCAGCAAAUCAGCCCAGACGACAGAGACUACAAAGACAGCUCCUUUGUCCAGCGCACAGAGGAGGGUGACAUAGAUACCAAACUGAGCAGACUGUGUGAGCAGGACAAGACAGUGAGGAUGCAGGAGGAGAAAUUGCAGCAACUACACAGAGAGAAGCACACUUUGGAGACGGCCCUGCUGUCCGCCAGUCAGGAGCUGAGCGAACAGAGCGCUACUAACCCUGCAGCCAUGCAGAGCCUGGUCCAGCAGAGAGACGUGCUGCAGAACGGGCUGCUCAGCACCUGCAGAGAGCUGUCCAGAGUCAACACUGAAUUGGAGCGUUCCUGGAGGGAGUACGACAGGUUGGAGGCGGAUGUGACUCUGGCCAAGUCCAACCUGCUGGAGCAGCUGGAGGCCCUGGGCAGCCCACAGACAGAACCUCCCAGCCAGCGGCACAUCCAGAUCCAGAAGGAGCUGUGGAGGAUCCAGGAUGUGGUGGAGGCUCUGACUAAAAACAAACCACAGCGGAGCACAGACGGCGGUUUUCCUGGUUCCAAACCACUCUCCAGCAUACAGAAGAACGAGGCAGUGACGCUGCUGCCACUCAGUCCUCUCAAGGAGGGCGAGAGCGUGCCCCCCCGCCCGCCCCUCCCCCAGUACUACGACUCAUCAGAGCGCCCCCCUCACGUGCCCCCCUACCACUCACACACCAGCGGCCGUCUGCCCCUCCACACGCACCGUCCCGAAGACCGCAAGCCUGGCUCCAGGAACGGAGCGCACAGCCAAGCUCCAGACUACCGGCUGUAUAAGAGCGAGCCCGAGCUGACCACAGUAAAGGAGGAGGUGGAUGAGGCCAACGGCGAAGACAAAGACAAGACCGACACUGCUGCUGACAGUAAAGAGACCGUCUCCAAAGUGCCCCCCUACCCGGUGGGCAUCGUUCCUCCCAGAACGAAGUCUCCCAUGAGCCCUCCUGAGUCCUCCACCAUUGCCUCUUACGUCACUCUGAGGAAGACCAAGAAGCCUGAAUCCAGAUCAGAUCGUCCCAGAAGUGCGGUGGAUCAGAUAGGAUUUGGGGAGCGAGAGGUGGGCAGAACGAGGAUGAGCGUGGAGGAGCAGCUGGAGAGGAUAAGGAGAAACCAGGAGGCAUCAUCGCUCCGAGAGAAGAAGAGAGAAACCCCAUCCCGCUCGCCCUCCUUCAACAAAGAAAACCCCUUUAUUAUCAUGCAGACCCGGGCCCAUGCAGAGGGAGCUUGUGCAGACCCUGUGGAGCUGGAAGCGGCUCUGCAGCAGCUGAAGGUGGCUCACAUUGAGCAGAGCAGGUCGACUGCUGAGGCUGCAGGGACUCACACUGAGAGAGCACUGACUGCACUACAGGUUCAUGAGGAGGCGCAGAGAGCGGAGGAGGUGAAAAAGGACAAGUGUGAGUCAGCGCAGCAGGACAGGAGGGACGUGACCCUGCAGAGUGUGAAGGAGUCCAACAGCAUAGACGACGAGCUGUGUGAAAGCCAGAGGGUAGUGAUUCUGGACCUGGGCACGGAGCCUCAGCGUGUAGCACUCGUAAACCUUCAGCCCUUUGAGGAUGAUGAAAGCAGAGAGCAAGAUCUGACCAGCUCACCUACAAACACCACCACUGAAAACAGCUUCCAGACUCCUGAGCCCGAGACACCGAGCCCAGAGCCUAAGGAGGAGGAGGCAGACAUGACGCAACAAACCACCAGAGAGGAGAAGCUGGAGAAGAGUCUGGAAUCCUACAACCAGCUAACAUCAGACGACAAGAAACACAACAACAACAACAACAUGUUGGCUUCCCAGACGUUCACCUUGGUGAGCAGCGACACGUGAGCGACGCCCGGCCUCGCCAUCCAACAACGGCGUCCUGUAGAGCCCAAAUGUAGCCAGCCUGCACAGAGCAUGCUCCACGGCUUCCUGCG